This is a messenger RNA of Aricia agestis (brown argus), 2931 nucleotides long. It is a transcript of the gene INTS7, whose product is annotated as integrator complex subunit 7. Gene Ontology annotation, cellular component: integrator complex. The record is from RefSeq and is a predicted model, not a curated record. The coding region runs from base 46 to 2898 and encodes 950 amino acids. Lineage: Eukaryota; Metazoa; Arthropoda; Insecta; Lepidoptera; Lycaenidae. The transcript is spliced from 18 exons. Gene Ontology annotation, biological process: snRNA 3'-end processing.
UCUAGGGUGCCGAAUUUGUAUUUUGGUUUUAUCGAAGUGCUUAAUAUGAUUGGUGUAAGAAUGAAUACUUUCAAUGAUACAUCUGGGGAACCUGAACAAGAUGCUAACUCAGCGUUAACUGAGCUUGAUAAAGGUCUGCGAUCAGGAAAGGUAGGCGAACAAUGUGAAGCUAUUGUAAGGUUUCCUCGACUCUUCGAAAAGUAUCCAUUUCCAAUUUUAAUCAACUCCUCAUUUCUUAAAUUGGCUGAUGUGUUUCGUAUGGGCAACAACUUCUUGCGGCUGUGGGUGUUAAGGGUUUGUCAGCAAAGUGAGAAGCACUUGGACAAGAUAUUGAAUGUGGACGAGUUUUUGAGGAGGGUCUACAGUGUUCUUCAUUCCAAUGACCCAGUAGCUAGGGCCUUAGCUUUGAGAACGCUUGGUGCUGUUGCUGGCAUUAUUCCUGAGAGACAGAAUGUCCAUCACGCAAUAAGAAGAGGAUUGGAGAGCCAUGACGAUGUGGAAGUUGAUGCGGCUAUUUACGCUACAACAAGAUUUGCUGCACAUUCUAAUGCAUUUGCCGUAGCAAUGUGCAACAAACUGUCAGACAUGGUGGAAUGUGAGAGCACUGGGGCCGAGCGUAGAGUCAAGCUGGUGAAGGCGUUACGGACUGUGCAUGGAGGAGCUGUUCGAGCACAAGGAGUCCUGAAACUUCUAAGAUCUCUGCUGCAGAAGUUUCCUUCAUCCAGUCUGGUGCGAGCUGCCAUCAGUGCAUUGACAGCAAUAGCUGCAGACACAGUGGUACAUGUACCAGAUCAGGUGGAGCUUCUCCUAAGUCUAGCGAUGAACGACCCCCGCUCGGCCGUGCGGCGCUCCGCUCUGCUAGGGCUCCGGCGGCUGGCGGAGCACGCGGCGCUCUGGUCCUCAGACAGCAUACGAGACCUCGUCCGAGCGGCAGCCGACGCUGAUGAGCAUGUGAUGCUGUGUCUCCAGGUUAUGCAGAUCCUAGUCCGUUGCCCGGCAGUCUGCGCGGCGGCCGGCGGUGCGGGCGGCGCGGGGGACGCGUGCGGUGCCCUGCGACAGUUCUGCUGCGACGCGGCGCUCAGCGUGCGCCUCGACCGCGCCGCCAUUGCCGCGCUCGUGCUGACUAGAAUCGUUGUGCACUGCUACGAGGAAGGCCUGCCGGCGGUGGGCGGGGACCUCAUGCUGGCUCUGGAGUCUCUGGUUUCCGCGACCGGGUUCCCGGGACAAACCAACACCAUCAAACCGCUGAGGACCGCGCUACGGUGUUUGGUCCAACUGAGCACGGCCAAGCCGGAUCUGUACGCGGGUCGGACUGCCACAGUAGUUGGCCUGGCGUUAGGGCCUGCGCAGGGGGCGGAGCGCCAGAAAGCCCUAUUGGAGGCCCUAGCGGCUCUCGGAGCGUUAGGGCCGGGACAUUGCGCUCCGGCGUUGCCGCACUUGCUGACUGCGUUGCAGGAGGCUAGCUCUGCAUGUAACGAUCCAAGCUACGACGGCACCCUCCUAGUGUUAGUCUGCACUGCGCUACUACAAGAGCGGGCAGGGGCGGCGCUAACACGCACCGCCCACCGUGGCUGGGAGGCGCGGCUGGCUGCGGCCGUCGUCCCCGCUGACGGCUGGACGCGGUACAGAGUCGCUAGAGCUGCUCUGAGGUACGGGCACUACCGCGUCGCGGCGGCUUUGCUGCGCGAGCUGGCGGCGGCGGCGCCGAGCGAGGCCGCGCAGCGCUGGCUGUGGGCGCUGCACAGAGCCGCCACCGCUGACGCCCAGCUGCUCGAAGAAGGUAUAUCGGGUCUGGAAGCGGCCAGCGCGGGGUGGGCGACGUUCGGCGACGGCGGCACGAGCGGCGGCGGCGCGUGCUCCAACUGCAGCGGCUGCGGCGCCUGCCUCGCGCUCGCGCCCGCCUGGGCCGCAGCAAGGGCCGCGGGUUUGGCGGCACUUGCGCGAGCGGCCGCCGCUGCGCGCGCAUUGUGCACGCAGCCGCCACCCGCCAUUGCGCUAGCGCACGCUCAGGCGGCCCGCGACCCGGCCGCCAAAGCAGGAGCUUGCUGCGAGGCGCUGCGUGGCGCGGCGCGCGCGCUGGCGGCCGCGGCGCAGCGGUACGGCGACAUCGCACAGACGGCGUUCUACGCGGACGACAGUACGCUCCGAUUGUUACACAUUUCACAGCACACGUACGCGCAGCUCUCUCAGUUCCUCGACCGCAUCACCUCCAGCCAACAGGAAAAGAGCGAGCUCAUCACUCAGGACUUCACCCCGGCCAACUUAGAGGAGAUAAUAGCUCUGACUCCCUCUAAGAAGAUAGCCGAUAUAUCGAGCAAGCUGUUCGAUAACCCAACUACUACACCGGGGAUUUCGCAUAGGCACGCAGAGGCGGUGCUAGCUGCGGUCCGCGCGGCGUGUUGUGGCGCCGCGUGGUUGCGUGGCGUGUGGUCGGGUUCAGGGGGGCCCCUCUGUCGCCUGGCGUUAACGCCGGCCCCGCGCGCCGGUGUCGAUCACGCGGCGGCGUUACCAGUUGCACACAAGUUGGCGUUGAAGCUAGAGGGAGUGGUGUUGCCGCCGCCGGCUGGGGCUAAGAACAAGAAGCCAGCUCGUGAAGUGAAAGGUGUACAGAUUACAGUGACUGCUACUCCACAUCCUAGAUCUAAUGAAAAGUCCGUGGAGUCAUGCGCGCCGGUACUGACCGCGGUCCAAACCGUCACACCGAUCCGCGACUAUUUCUGCGCGUCACAGCUGGUCGGCGUGAGCGCGGCGGGGCUGUACACCGUCGCCGCCGCCGCCGCCUUCGUCGACCAGCGCGGCCGCGUCUGGCGCACCGGUCCUCGGCUGUCGCUCGUGGUCAAGGCACACGAAGACCCAACCGUCAAAGGCAACGCGCAGGCGACAAGAAGCAGAUUCUAGCAUUAACUUCAGUUUUAAAAUGUGUGAAGAAAC